AUGCUUCGCUCUCGCUUUCCCACAGCUCAUCAUUUUACUGUGUCACUAUUCGGGUGUCAAUAUCACGCCGACUCGCCAUCGCCGGAGAAACUCUCCCUCAUCAAUAAGUUUGAUGGUCUCAUCAAGGCCGCUGCGAUUCAUGUCGAGGAGCUCGAGCAAAAUGAUCUGCCUUCCAAGAUCUGGAUGAGCUACUGGAAAUCGCCCCAGGCAUUCAAGGCAUGGUGGGAAAGUCCGGAAACCUCCACCUUCUGGAGUUCUCUUCCGGGAAACGCUGGCUUCUGGAGAGAAACGGUGAGCUUGCCUGCCACCAGAUCGAUGUACGAAACCAACAAGCCGAUACCUUCCGGAUUUGGCCACUGUGGAGAGCCCAUCCCCCUUACCGAGAAGACGGGAUACUGGGGUGCUUACCGCUCGCGCUUAACCCCUGAGUCGCCCGAAGACAAGUUUGAGUCCCCGCUGCCGGAGGUGCCUCAGCCGAGACAGCUCGCAGAAAAGGUCAGACCCGGUAGGAUUAGAGUAUCCAGGUUCCCCGACAAUAUCUGUUUCGUUGUCGAGGGCCAGGACUACAGCGCCAUGAACGACAACGAGCGGAGCCACUGGAAUGAAAAUUUUGAUGGCUUGACGAAGCAAUGGGUUACCAACGUUGUCACUGCUGGCCCGGCAAAGGGAAUGCUUUCUGCCAGAGCUUGUCAUGCUUUUGCUGGCGAGAAGCAGCCUGGAGCAACGAACAGCGCAACAAACGGUGCCUUGAUCAAUGACACCAACGGAACGGCCACCAAUGGGCACGGGAUCUUUCCCGGGCUGGACUACAUCCGUCAAGCUCAGCUUCUUUUCUGGCUAGACCUGUCAAAGAUGGAGCACAUCGGCCGGACAGAUAAGGUCCACGUCAAGCUUAGACGAGGCUUCUUUGCGGCAUACGGGCCUGGUGGAGUUAUGGAGGGAGGCGAUCUCUUGCUCUGGGUUGACGUGGCGGUGCUGAAGGGACAGGAGAUGGACGCGGAGUAUGUGGGGUGUUACGAUGGAACAGGAUUCCUCGCCUACGACAAUCAUCCCGCGUUUUCGACGGAAAAUGUAGAAACGGCCAAACUGCCAACUUUCUUUGAUACGCCCAUCGAGUCGAGUCCCAUCGAGUGGUAG
Molecule: messenger RNA, 1137 nt
Organism: Colletotrichum spaethianum
Lineage: Eukaryota; Fungi; Ascomycota; Sordariomycetes; Glomerellales; Glomerellaceae
Product: phenylacetaldoxime dehydratase
Exons: 1
Coding region: 1-1137 (378 amino acids)
Source: RefSeq, a predicted model, not a curated record